AUGACUAUCCAAGGGUCGAUCCUCUUUGUUGAUGCCUACGAUUCGUUUGCUGAAAAUAUCGCGGCCUUAUUUCGCCAGCAACUACGCGUCGAGGUCACCCUGAUCCAGAUAGACUGCGAUGUGCCCGCUCAAUUCGGCCGGUCCCUGGAAGACUUCUUCGCGAGCUUCGAUGCUAUAGUCCUCGGGCCUGGUCCUGGAAGUCCGCAAAAUCAUUCAGAUGUUGGUCUUUUCUCCCAAGUUUGGGGGUACGCAGGAAAAAGUGGCAUACCUGUCCUGGGUAUCUGUUUAGGAUUCCAGAGUCUAUGCCUUCAGUAUGGAGUGCCUGUGGUUCGAAUGGAUAUGCCCUGCCACGGACAUGCAAAAAGAGUGUUCCAUACCGACAAGGACAUCUUUGCUGGGGCUAGAGAUGUCGUCGCGACAAACUACAACAGUCUCGGAGUACAGGUGAAGGACCUCAAGCGCGGUUAUGGCUCCAGCCGGCCAGUAUCGUCAGGCUCGAUGGAGAGUAUCUCAUCAUCACAAAGUCUCCAAUCUACAGCCUCGUAUUUAUCAAAACCGUCUCAGGAUAGAUCACGGCAUGGGUUCGCCAACGACCUGGAAAUUCUAGCAUGGGAUCAGAAUGAUUGGGUGAUGGCAGUCAAACACAGGCUGUUUCCCUUCCAUGGUCUCCAAUUCCAUCCAGAGUCGUGCAAGUCGAAUCCGGAAUGUCGAUAUAUCCUCGAAAAAUGGUGGCAGAUUUCGAUUGCCCACAAUAGCAUUGUGUCCAGGCCAUCCUCUCGAGAAACAAUGCAGAGAUUGCCCUACGCCCCGCUCUCGACCAACUCCAACUCUGAGAGCAGUAAUAGGUGCCCGUUACUGAAGAAAUUGUCCCAGCUGGCAAAGUCGUCUGGCAACCACGUAACGUGCACAACUAUCUCACUAGCCGGGAAAGCCGACGACAUCGCUUCCCUGUGUCACGAGAUGUCGCCCUCAGGGCCUGUUGUCAUGCUAGAAUCUACAAAAAGAGGGCGGUACAGUAUGUACGCAUUCCCCGACUCCUCGAAUUUCCACAUGGAGUAUGCCAGAGAGCAGUGCUCGAUCUUUCAAGUGGGUUGUCGUGUUGCCAGGUUCCACCUCGACCGGGAAAUUGUUAUGCAAACUCUGGAAGCCUUCACCUGCAGCAAACAGACAAAGGAUGACGAGCAUUCAAUCCCAUUCCGAGGCGGCUUCAUGGGUUUCUUAUCCUACGAGUUUGGAACGACGUCACUGAAUAUGGAUGUCCCUCUUCAGCAAGGUUCGGAGCCUUCCACCCCGGACAUCAGUCUCCUCUGGGUUGAUCGCAGCAUUGUAUUCGACCAGGCUACCAGAAAAGCAUAUGUGCAAUCGAUCAGGCAAGACGAUCGUUUCUGGGUCGAAGAGAUGGUACAAAAACUCAUGAGCAUCUCGCAGUUAGAUGGCCGGUCUGCAACCCCCUCGGAAGACACCAGGCUCCGGGAUCAUCUGUCUUUUGCCACUUUCACUAUGCCUGACCAUGACCAAUACAUAUCCCAAAUUCGAGCCUGCCAAUCCGAGCUGCUGGCAGGCAAUUCGUACGAGCUGUGCCUGACAACCGAAGCAACAGUCUACACACCCCGCAAGCUUGACUACUCGUGGCUCAUAUAUAAGAACAUUCAGCGGCACAACCCAGUCCCGUAUGCCUCAUACCUGCGCUUGAACAAGAUAACAAUCCUGUCCUCGUCACCUGAGCAAUUCCUGUCGUGGUCACGCGAAGGCACGAUCGAUAUGAUUCCGAUGAAAGGCACGGUCAAAAAAUCUCCGGAUAUGACGCUCGACAAGGCCAGCACCAUCCUUGCGUCUGCAAAAGAGAGCGCCGAGAACUUGAUGAUUGCUGACUUGAUCCGCCACGAUCUGUACAGCACGGUGGGCCGGGAUGCGGUGGUCGAGGUUGUCAAGCUGUGCGACGUCGUCGAGACAGAGACAGUCUUCGCUCUCGUUUCGCAUGUCCGGGCCCACGUGCCGCCUGCUGAGUUGCACGCUGAUGAACAGAAGCAGGACAUGACCAAGUAUGGCAUUAAGGCACUUGGCCUCACCCUUCCGCCAGGGAGUAUGACGGGCGCGCCCAAAAAACGCUCGUGCGAGAUUCUUCACCAUCUUGAGCAGCGUGAUAGGGGUGUUUACUCGGGUGCCAUUGGUUAUAUGGAUGUCAAUGGAAACGGGGCAUGGUCUGUAUGCAUCCGGACAGCAUUCUCAAAUGAAGACGAUGAGGUUGCCACUUCAGACGAUGUCGACGGUCAACCCUGCAGCAUGCCAAGAUCCGCACAGAAAUGGCGCAUUGGGGCAGGCGGAGCGAUCACGGUACUCAGCGACCCUGAGCAGGAAUGGGAAGAGAUGAUGACCAAGCUCGACAGUGUGCUGCGGGGAUUCCGACUAGAUUAG
Messenger RNA from Capronia epimyces CBS 606.96, 2415 nucleotides. Its product is annotated as aminodeoxychorismate synthase. The record is from RefSeq and is a predicted model, not a curated record. The coding region runs from base 1 to 2415 and encodes 804 amino acids. The transcript has a single exon. Gene Ontology annotation, biological process: L-tryptophan biosynthetic process. Lineage: Eukaryota; Fungi; Ascomycota; Eurotiomycetes; Chaetothyriales; Herpotrichiellaceae.